CCCCUGGCGCUGGCGGCCGCCGCCGCCGCCCGCCCCCCCCGCGCCCUCUACACCAACCACUGGGCCGUGCGGCUGCGGGGGGGCCCCGCCGAGGCCGCCCGCCUCGCCGCCGCCUACGGAUACGUCAACCUGGGGCAGAUCGGGAGCCUGGAGAACUACUACCACUUCCACCACGGCAGGACGUUCAAGCGCUCGACGCUGAGCAGCCGGGGGCCGCACAGCUUCCUCCGCAUGGAGCCCGAGGUGGAGUGGCUGCAGCAGCAGGAGGUGAAGCGCCGGGUGAAGAGGCUCGUCCGGGGCGACCCGCAGCCGCUGCCUUUCAACGACCCCGUAUGGCCUAACAUGUGGUACCUGCACUGCGGCGAUAGGAACAGCCGCUGCCGGUCAGAAAUGAACAUCCCCGCGGCCUGGCGACGGGGCUACACGGGCAAAAACGUGGUGGUCACCAUUCUCGACGACGGCAUAGAGCGAAACCACCCCGACCUCCUGCAGAAUUACGAUCCUCUGGCGAGCUACGACGUCAACGGGAACGACCACGACCCGACGCCGCGCUACGACGCCAGCAACGAGAACAAACACGGCACCCGCUGCGCGGGGGAAGUGGCAGCGGCGGCGAACAACUCAUACUGCAUCGUGGGCAUCGCUUACAACGCACGCAUCGGAGGCAUUCGUAUGUUAGAUGGCGAUGUAACAGAUGUUGUUGAAGCGAAGUCGCUUGGCAUCAGACCCGAUUACAUUGACAUUUACAGCGCGAGCUGGGGGCCAGAUGAUGAUGGGAAGACAGUUGAUGGACCUGGUCUAUUGGCCAAGCAGGCUUUUGAGCAUGGCAUUAAAAAGGGCCGCAGGGGCUUGGGGUCCAUUUUCAUUUGGGCAUCCGGAAACGGAGGCAGAGAAGGUGAUUACUGCUCUUGUGAUGGCUACACCAACAGCAUCUACACUAUCUCCGUCAGCAGCACCACCGAGAAUGGGUACAAGCCCUGGUACCUGGAGGAAUGUGCCUCCACCCUUGCCACCACCUACAGCAGUGGAGCCUUCUACGAGCGAAAAAUAGUCACCACGGACCUGAGGCACCGCUGCACUGACGGCCAUACCGGCACCUCCGUCUCUGCCCCCAUGGUUGCUGGAAUCAUCGCCUUGGCUUUGGAAGCAAACCCCUUGCUAACCUGGAGAGAUGUCCAGCACCUGCUGGUUAAGACCUCAAGGCCAGCACACCUGCGAGCGGCCGACUGGAAGACAAACGGUGCAGGGCACAAAGUUAGCCAUCUAUAUGGAUUUGGUCUGGUGGAUGCAGAAGCUAUUGUGAUGGAAGCUAAGAAGUGGAAAGCAGUUCCCCCCCAGCAUGUCUGUGUUGGAAGCCUGGACAGGGUGCCCAAGUACAUCCGUGCUGACCACGUGGUGCGCGCCACCACCCUCACCAGUGCCUGCGCUGACCAUUACGAGCAGCACGUGGUUUACCUGGAGCAUGUUGUUGUGCGCAUCAGCAUCGCACACCCUCGUCGGGGGGACCUGCAGAUCAGCCUCAUCUCCCCUGCGGGAACCAGGUCACAGCUCCUUGCAAGAAGGGUGUUUGACCACUCUAAUGAAGGAUUCAAGGGCUGGGAGUUCAUGACUGUCCACUGCUGGGGGGAGAAGGCAGCGGGGGAAUGGACCCUGGAGAUCCACGACACCCCGUCCCAAGUGCGCAACCCCGCAGCGCAAGGGAAGCUGAAGGAAUGGAGUCUCAUUUUCUACGGGACGGCCGAGCACCCCUACAACACGCUCAGCUCCCACCACUCCCGCUCGAGGAUGCUUGAGAUCUCGGCCUCGGAGAUGGAGCCGUCAAAGGCCGCCCUCCUCCAGAGCCAGAUGGAGAUUGUGGAGGAGGAGGAGGAGUAUACAGGUCUGUGCCAUCCUGAGUGUGGCGACCAGGGAUGUGAUGGUCCCAAUGCUGACCAGUGCUUGAACUGCAUCCACUACAGUCUUGGGAGCAUGAAAAGCGGCAGAAUGUGCGUGAGCUCGUGCCCCUCAGGGUUUUUUGGCGACAAAGGUGCAAGAAGAUGCCGGAGGUGCUAUAAGGGAUGUGAGAGCUGCCUCGGGAGGGGCCCAAACCAGUGCACAGCUUGCAAGCGGAGCCUUUAUCAUCACCAGGAAAUGAACACGUGUGUGGUGCUGUGCCCACCUGGAUUUUACUCUGAGGAACGUCAGAAACGCUGUCUUAAAUGUCAUCAAAGCUGUAAAAAAUGUGUUGGCGAACCAGAUAAAUGUACUGCAUGCAAAGAUGGAUUCAGCCUGGUGGGAGAGAGCUGUGUGCCGGAGUGCCAGCCCACCACCUACCUCAGCAGGGAGCCCCGGCGGUGUGAGAGCUGCCCCGCCGGAUGCCCGGCCUGUGCAGAGCCAGGUGAGGUGGACUGCACGGCCUGCGCCCAAGAGGUCUCAGCGCCGGAGUGGCGCUGCGUCGCUGCCUGCCCCGAGGGCUUCUACCCCGGCAACAGCCACGGGCUCCCCCACAAAGUCUGCAAGAGGUGUGACGACCACUGCUUAGCCUGUGAAGGCUCCAGCGGGAAUUGUGUCAAGUGUAAGGAAGGCUACAGCCUCCUCAGCGGCUCCUGUGUGACAAAUGAGACCUGCACCAACGCUGACAAGACUUUCUGUGAGAUGGUGAAAUCAAACAAGCUCUGUGAAAAGAAGCUGUUUGUGCAGUUCUGUUGUCAGACGUGUCUUAUGGCUGGGUAAAGUUCAGCAGCUGCAUCCAGGACUUCCACCAACUGCCAGCCCAGUUUUGCCAAAUGUUUAGGACAAAAGUUUAUUUUUUCAGCUUCGGGAGAGUUUACAUGGUGCUGUCAAGCAUUCGCUUAUAAGUUUGAUAGCUUUAAUAUCACUGUUGGUGUGUUUCUAUAGCAAUAUGUUAAGCUGAGAGUGGAUCGUUCUCUGAAAGGUCAAGUCCCAAAAGGCACCAAGUAAGCGGUGAUAUUAACACUCUCAAACUCUCCUUGUGAGUAGGGACCAAUGCAUGAUCCAUGUACCCAAGCUUGGUUCUUCGCAGAAAUCCUGCUGAUUUACCCAUUCAGAGUGGCUGGCAGGAGCCCACACUGCAAAGGAUGCGAGACUUCACCUGUUGGCGAAGGAAGAGCCUUUUGUGCAUCAACUCUCGGUAGCCUCUUCUGCUAGGCGACAACCGACACAAAUCCGCAUUACAAAAGAGCAGCGCCUGUGUUCUGUACAUAUGUAAAACGAUGAAUUGGGUAGUCUGCCAGACUAGUGCUCUAAAGCCAGCUCUGGGACUCCUUUUCAGAUUCAGUCAUUAGCUGUUUCUCUCUGGCCAUGAACAGGGCAAUAACUGGAGAUUUGAGGACCAAAGGAGAGCUGAUCUAAAUAACUUUGCAGGCCUGUUAGCCCAGCAAGUCCGUCAGGGCUUUGCUCAGUGUGCUAGGGCACGCAAGCAAAACUCCUGUGCCUACACGAGUCCUGUGGACUCAGGGCGGGGGGGGGGGGGGUCCGUCCACAUGGAUCAGCCUGUGGGAUCCCAGCCUUAUCACUACAUGUAUUUUCCUUCUGAAACUGCUAGUAAAUUGUUGAUUAAGUUCUUAACUGAGCUAGAUCCUUCCUCUCUGAGCUAAACGAGAUAGUUUCCUCGUUCAUAUCUUCCAGCAUCUUGCAUUGUGAUCCUUCCCAUGUUUUUGCUGGGUAUACUCAACUCUCAAAAAAUCCUCCUAUUCACAGCAGUGAUUUUUCUUGAGCAUCCAUUUCCAAAUGGAGAUAUUCCAGAGAUCCAGCCAGGAAAGUCUAAAUACUACGAAACCCUCCCACAAAACAAACUUUUUCAUGCUCUCUCUUAAUAGUAUGUCAGGUGGUGUUUAUAUAAUUGUGUUUAAAAUAUCCUUGGCUAUGUUGUUUUACAGAUUUUUUUUAAAAAAUAACUUAUACAGUCCUUGUUUUUCUCCAUAGAUUAUUUUUUGUAUGGGGAGCGGGGAAUCUUUUGUCUUACAUCCUUCUCUUUGCAGCCUCUCUCCAACCUUGCGGAGAUGCUCUUUUCACCAGACAUAUGUAAACAAUUAUUUCCUAUGCUGCAUGUUCUGAUUUUCAUUGUUAAUAGUUUUAACAAGUUAAACCUUUUGCCAAUGAAAUUCACAGUACAAACUGUCACCAGUUCCUUUUGGAGCUGGCAUAAUCCCUGCUUGGUUUUGGUUGCAAUGAUGCACACCCUGCCUGGGCUUGCCCACCAGAGCUUACCUUGGCCAGGUGAAGAGGAGAGAGACAAACUGUCAACGGUCCUAACCUGAGUGGACCAAAACCAAGUCAAGAUGGAGCUUUGGUGAACUGACCUUUACAUUAAUAAACUAUUGAUCUCCCCUGACAAA
Messenger RNA from Rhea pennata, 4337 nucleotides. It is a transcript of the gene PCSK6, whose product is annotated as proprotein convertase subtilisin/kexin type 6. Lineage: Eukaryota; Metazoa; Chordata; Aves; Rheiformes; Rheidae. The annotation marks the transcript as partial. Gene Ontology annotation, biological process: peptide hormone processing. The record is from RefSeq and is a predicted model, not a curated record. Gene Ontology annotation, molecular function: serine-type endopeptidase activity. Gene Ontology annotation, cellular component: cell surface; membrane. The transcript is spliced from 21 exons.